Bombyx mori (domestic silkworm) is the source of this 741-nucleotide messenger RNA. It is a transcript of the gene CPR53, whose product is annotated as cuticular protein RR-1 motif 53. NCBI's taxonomy places the organism in Eukaryota, Metazoa, Arthropoda, Insecta, Lepidoptera, Bombycidae. The transcript is spliced from 4 exons. Gene Ontology annotation, molecular function: structural constituent of chitin-based larval cuticle. The record is from RefSeq and is marked provisional. The coding region runs from base 1 to 741 and encodes 246 amino acids. Gene Ontology annotation, cellular component: chitin-based extracellular matrix.
AUGUUGCGGCUUAUUACAUUAGCGGUUGUCUGCUGUAGCUUCGCGUGGGGCGAGCCGGAAACCCUGCCCGUUCCAGAAGCAAGUCCUUCAACUGCACCCGUUGUACCGGUUGUGUCUACACCAGUCCCGACUUACGACCCUUACUACAAUAACCAGUAUUACAAUAAAGGAUACUAUAAUGAAUAUAAUGGUGUGAAUGUGCCAAUAUUAACGUACUCCAGCGAGAAUGCCGGAGACGGAACUUAUUCUUUCAGUUUUACUACCGGCGAUGGCAAGCAAGUUCAGGAAAACGGAUUUUUGAAAGACACAUACGUCGACAACGCUGGUGAACCCCAAGGAACGCAGGUUGUCCAAGGAAGUUAUUCGUACGUCGCUCCUGAUGGCACGCCAGUCCAAGUUUCCUAUGUUGCUGAUGAAAACGGUUUUAGACCGACCGGUCCCCACAUUCCCAGUGAUGGUAAAGCACCCGUUGUUGCACCGGUUGUUGUAGACAAGGUUAACGCGGUCUACGAGCCAAACUACAACCGGUACAACCCGACGGACUACCGCAACCAAUACAACAACCAAUUUGGACAGUACAACCGGCCUUACAACACCAGAUACCCUUACGAUUCAAGAAAUCCCUACAAUUCUGGAAGAUACAAUCCUUACAACAACUACAACAACCAAUAUUACAACAAUUUCAACCCAUUCUCUACAGCAGUACCUAGUACCAUCCAACCGAAGAGCGAAUCCUCGUAA